GGUUUUUGAAAAAGAGGGCGGGACCAAAGUGGGCGGCGGCCCUAUUUCUGAUGCUUGUGCAUUUGCACUGCAAGCCUGGAAUUAGUGUCCUUGAGAUCCACAAAGGAGACCUGCAGCCUUCUAAGACACCGUCAUCAUGUCGAUUGUCCUCGGUGGGAUCUUUGUCCUUCACAUCGCAGCCAUCAUUCUCCUCCUGGUGGCCACCAUCGACAAUGCCUGGUGGGUGACUGAUACCAUGUCCACGGACGUUUGGGGUAGAUGGAUCGGGCAAAAUGGAGUCUGGAACUUCACCAGCCUCCCAGACAUCCCAUCUUACCCCUCAGACUACCUCCAGGCGGUGCAGGCCACCUCGGUGCUGGCGUGCAUCUUCUCUGGCCUCGGGGUCUUUGUGUUUGCCGUUGAGCUCUUCACUCUGCAGAAGGGACGUAAAUUCAUCGUUUCGGGGAUCUUUCAGUCUCUUGCCUGCCUGUUCAUCAUGAUCGCAGCCUCCAUCUACACAGACCGCUUCCACCUGGAGGAGCACGGUUCGUAUGGCCACUGCUACAUCCUAGCCUGGAUCGCCUUCGGUCUCACCUUCAUCUCUGCCGUCAUUUACUUUGCUCUACGCAAGAAAUGAGACAGACUUUAGAAUCGAGCUCCACGUGACCCUGAAUUUUUAUUAUUUGGAUGUUUGUUUGUUGUUUUGUUUGUUUGUUGAUGGGGCAGCUCUGCUCUUUCUCCUAAAACCUGAUGAGUUUGUGUUUUGGAUUUGAGUAAAUUCAGCUCAGGACACAGCAAACCUGUCGAUCCUCUCAAACACACCCAGUGUUUGACUGAUCUUUACAGCUGUUUGGGUCCUGAGAUGGGCUGGAGUACUUCAGGUAGGGCUGCCAACUUUAAAAUAAUAAAACGAGGAACGCUGGCUGUGCCGUUUACGCGGUUUGGGCAUACCUGCCCGUGCAGACAAGGAGCUGUGUCCAAACGUUUGACUGGUUCUUCACGUCUUCGUCCUUAUUAGUUAACCAGUAAUUUAGACAAAGGAAUUUCUUUUUGAUUUAAGCUGUUUUGAUUGGUUAACAUUAAGCUAUGUUAGACUCUGACCAAUCAGUGAGGUAUCAAGAUCAUUGUCUGAAUUUUCUUCUAUUCCACCUGAUUGGUCUCAUCAGGGUUUAAACAUCUUUUCCAGGAGAGAUCGGGUCCAAAACCAGGACAGCACAAGAUCUCAAACACAUUAAAGCUAAACGUCCGUUAGAUCACAUCCUACAGAGAGCUUCAAUCAGAACUUAUGACAGGAGUCGAGUGUACAGACAGCUUCGACGUCCCCGUCAGAUCGGGGCCCAACUGGCAUUAAAGUAACACUAAAUAGUUCCUUAAACUUUAAGCUAGCUUGAUCUCGGUGAUUGUUGGGUUAAAAAUCUUGACCUGUUUCAUAUUUGACACCACUCUGCAGCCCCCUACUACUGCUAGCCGUUAGCUUUUUCAGAUCGUGCACCGUGAAUAAAAAAGCACAAGAAGAAUUAAAAGAGGAAUUUUGCUUUUCUGUUGGCGCAUUGGCGGAGCCUGGAAGUAAACGCAAUAGAGAAACGUCUUUGGAGGUGAAACAAAGAGCUAAAACCAGAGGGAACAUCGGCACGGCCUACGCUAGUUUAGGGGGCUAAAGGAUGCUACAAAAUCACGGACUGAUGAUGACCUGGCUUUGUUGCUACUGGACUUGUAAGUAAUAAUAUGUUUUGUCAGAAAAUGUGGAUCUUUAUACUUCGUGGUUUAUUUUAGUUUUAGCUGGCUCAUGUUAGUGUUAGCUUGCUGUUAGCGCUAGCUACAGCAGGGUCGUUUACGACAGUUGCAAUUCCCCUUUCAGCCAGUAGGGCGGAGGAGCAGGAAACUGUCUAGCGUUACUUUAAAUCUGCAGGGACAAAAACAAACCACAUUCUCUACUAAUUAAAUACGGAUCAUGUCCUUUUCUUUUCAAACAUUGAACCGUUGCUUAUUUUCAGGGACAGUUGGACACCCUAACUUCAGAGAGUCUGAAAAAUACCAUUUUUUCAACUAAACAGAAACAAUUGCUCGUGAGGGGUUGUGGUGAGAUUAGAGAGCAACACUUCAUAACGGGGGUAGAAAUCACACAAACGAUCCGUUGAUGAUUAGUUUAGUCUUCCAUCAACUGAUAAUCCCGCCUCCGUUCAUAGAAUCAGUUCACUUAGUUUGUAACAUGAAAUGUUGAAAUACAGCGGCUGUUCGUUUGUGAUCUAUAGCUACUAAUUAAAGAGCAAGUCACCCCCGAAUCCACUUUAAUUUUCUGAUAAACUAUAUAAAUGCGUGUCCAAUCAUGCUGCAGACACUUGUAGUCAGUAGUUUAGUUAAAAUACAAAUUUUCUGCCUAAAACCGUCAGUGUUGUGCCGUUGUCAGGUAAAAACUCUGCACUGCAUUUGAAUUUAAAUCUGCCAUCGCUAUUGGCUAAGAGGUACCCUAGAAUGUUAGCUGGUACCAUAUGAUGUCACAAUGUCGUUGUGAGCCUGUCUGAGUGUAUUUGUUAGCGGCUCCGCCCUCUCGGUCUGCUAGGCAUUUUUCAAACAGGAAGUGGGAGCUGUGUAAGAAUCUGGUAGGGGGUGACUUGCUCUUUAAAUAAAACCUAAGGUUAUUAUUUAAAAAAGGAUUUUCUGUUACAACUCUCAGGUCUUUGAUUGGAACCCUUGUUGUGAAGUGUGUCUAUUGAAGAUUCAAAUCUGUGGUUUUUUGUUGUUUUUAUGAACAUGUACUCAUGGAUGUGUAUGUUACAGUAAUUACAGAGGGUGUUGUUGUAUUUAGGUAUUGUUUAUGCACAGUUUUAUUGUUGUUACUUCUUUUGCUGUCUAAAAAUCUGUUAUUUUUCUUUGUAAAGUCAAACAGGCAGCGACAAAUACGUCUAAAGCCUGAAACAAGCCAUGAUUGUGUUUCUGUGCAACAUGAUGCGAGUCAGAAGGCAAAAACACAACCUGGAGAUUGUUUUUAGCAGAACUGCAACGAGGAAGACGACAAAACUAAGUCUGAUCACACAAAGGUGUAAUCCCGGAGACACGAGAGUUCAAUUUUACAGAAACCGACAAAUAAAAACAGAUUUCCAUGUUCUGGUGGCGCCUCACACGUGUUCAAAAGGCCUGGUCUGAAUCUCCAGCAUCAAUGAAACCUUGUGUAAAUAGGGUUAGUUAACCCAUAAUGCUCUUUGUGUGUCUGAUGCUGUUUUAUUUUUGCUAUACGUGUUUAAAAUGACUAACAGUAACAUUUACUAUAUUAAAACUGCAUUUUCAGAGUC
This is a messenger RNA of Nothobranchius furzeri (turquoise killifish), 3269 nucleotides long. Its product is annotated as epithelial membrane protein 2. The record is from RefSeq and is a predicted model, not a curated record. Lineage: Eukaryota; Metazoa; Chordata; Actinopteri; Cyprinodontiformes; Nothobranchiidae. Gene Ontology annotation, cellular component: plasma membrane.